AUGCUGUCUUCUUUUACUCGCUCAAAAUCCCGACAGGAGCGGUUGUGGGACGCGUGCAGCUACGGACGGGAGCUGACAGCUAGCAAACUUAUUGCCGAAGGCGCAAAUCCUAAUUGGCGCUCUCAUGUGGUAAUUUUCAUCCUCUGUAUCCGACAGACUUUCUUUCAGUACGAAUGCUAUCCUAUCCACAUUGCUUCUCAAGGCAAGGCCUCUAUCUUGAAAAUGUUGCUGGACGCUGGUUGUCAGGUAGAUUCGUUGGAUGCACAUGGCAAUACUGCCAUCCAUCAUGCGGCAAUGUCAGGUCAUGCGGAUAAUGUCCUGAUGCUUCUGGAUGCCGGCGCGAUGGUCGAUCCAUUCAAUGAGAACAACUGGACACCCCUUCACAAUGCAGCGUAUUGGAAUCACGCGUCCGUAUCAAAGGUGCUCUUAUCAAGGGGCGCGAAUCCAUUUAAAAUGAACAAAGAUGGCCGCAAUCCACUACACGAAUUAUGCCGCAGUAAGUCACGCGAUGCAGUCGGUUUGGUGGACAAUUUGGAUGCCAUUUUGGAUGCCAUGACAAGCUGGGACCAAGACAGAGAAUCGAAUAGAGAUCAGCUUAACGGUAGCUACACACCACACACACCUGAAAAUGUCAUCAAUAUUCGGUGUGAAUGCAAGAACGACUGGGAUUUCGAGGCGGACUUCACCCCGUUGUUGUUUGCGUGCUAUCACGGCCAUUUGGCUUUAGUUCAAACACUUUUAGAACGCGGCGCGGACAUCACGGUCACAGCACAGAAUGGAUGGACUCCUCUACACUGGGCUGCACAGCGUUGCCAUGCCGAUAUCGUUGAGGUUCUUUUGGAACAUGGUGCCUCGCGGUCAGUUGAAGACCUGCGUGGUGACAUGCCUUGUGACGUGACGAACGAUAUAGGUUUACGUGAAUGUCUAGUUCCGGAACCGGUCUAUCCGAACAUCGUUUCCAACGGCUACGCGACGACUGAUGAAGAAGACGAUGAUGAUCAAGCAACGGACGGUCAUAAAAACAACGCGAACGACCAACGUGUCUCGAAAGUUGGGUUACCGGUCGAAGAGACGAUCGAACUCAGCAUUUUGUGGCAAGCGAAUUCAACCCUCAAACCCGCACUGACGUCAUCUCUAUUGAUGAGGAAACGUUUACCCAACUCAGAGUGGCGUAAACAGAGAGGUGGCUAG
This is a messenger RNA of Opisthorchis viverrini, 1191 nucleotides long. RefSeq lists its product as hypothetical. The record is from RefSeq and is a predicted model, not a curated record. Gene Ontology annotation, cellular component: nucleus. Bases 1 to 1191 code for a protein of 396 amino acids. NCBI's taxonomy places the organism in Eukaryota, Metazoa, Platyhelminthes, Trematoda, Opisthorchiida, Opisthorchiidae. Gene Ontology annotation, biological process: positive regulation of transcription by RNA polymerase II. The transcript is spliced from 7 exons. Gene Ontology annotation, molecular function: protein binding; transcription cis-regulatory region binding.